AUGGCGGGGGACUCCAAGAAGGAGAAGUGUGUGGAGGGGAGCCCGGUGGACAAGCUCACCGACGACCUCCUCGUCGACAUCAUCUCGCGCGUGCCCUACAAGGCCACCUGCUGCUGCAAGUGCGUCUCCACGCGCUGGCGCGACCUCAUCUCCCACCCCGACCACCGCAAAAACAUGCCCCAGUCUCUCGCUGGAUUCUUCUAUCAAGUCAAGGGGGCUCGCUAUUUCACCAACGUCUCAGGGGAAGGUGACCCUUUCUUCGACCCGUCCCUCUCGUUCCUGCCCAAUUACCAGAGCCUUUACAUUCUGGACUGCUGCAAUGGUCUCCUCCUCUGCCGCUGCUGGAAGGCGACUGAUCCUGAGACACUGGAUCACAUCGUGUGCAACCCUGCCACCGAGAAAUGGGUGGUCGUGCCUGCUAGUGACUGGUCCAGCGAGGUGGUGGUCGCUCGCUUAGGGUUCGACUCUUCCGUCUCCUCCCACUUUCAUGUGUUCGAAUUCAUAAUUGACGAGGCCUCGGGUGUAUACGAGGAUGAGAGCAGAUAUUUUAAAAACAUCAAAGCAUUGGCGAUCUACUCCUCCAAAGCUGGACUAUGGAUGGUCACAGAAAUUAUGGCAAUUUCAUUUGCAAUACCCUGGAAUUCCAGAAGCGUUUUUCUCAAUGGGGUCCUACAUUUGGCUGCCUUUGAUGACUUAAUUGUAGCUGUUGACGUUGAAGGAAAUCAUAAGCGGAUCGUUGACCUUGAUGAUGAUUUUAUCAAUGACAUUUUUCCAUCACAGAGGCGAUUGUAUUUCGCACAUAGUACUGCUGGUAUUGGUGGUUCUGAUCUAAAAGUCUGGGUUCUUGAGGACCAUGGUAGAGCAGACUGGACCUUGAAGCACAAUGUCAGCAACUUGAAACUGUUUGGAACAGAGUAUUCGUCGUUUCAAAAGCAUUACAAUGUCGUCUCAUUCCACCCAGAACGCAAUAUGCUUUUCAUAGUCUGUGGGGAAGAGAACACAUUAAUGUCAUAUGACAUGGAUUCUAUGGAGCUGCGUUUUAUACGUCAACUUGGAUCUGAUUGUCAAGUUGAAGGGUCUGACUGGGAGGGGAAGACUCCUUUUCUUACACAUGUUCCCUUGUUCUCAGAGUCAUUGGCAAAUGGGCACUAAAUGUCUUACUUGCAUAGUGCAGCUUCACAGUUAUCAAUCCUUCUAAUAUGUUAUUGGAAUUGGGUCUUGAAUUUGGGCAGCAGUGACUUGGGUUUGAUGUUUAUGAAGUUGUGAUUGUUUUUGUUGGUGCUUGCGCGCACUCAUGUCCUGACUAUUGCAGUUAAGUUAGUGACUUAGCUUGUAUAUAUUCGUGGCAGUUAGCAG
Messenger RNA from Triticum dicoccoides, 1356 nucleotides. RefSeq names its product F-box protein At5g07610-like. Gene Ontology annotation, molecular function: protein binding. The coding region runs from base 1 to 1152 and encodes 383 amino acids. The transcript has a single exon. NCBI's taxonomy places the organism in Eukaryota, Viridiplantae, Streptophyta, Magnoliopsida, Poales, Poaceae. The record is from RefSeq and is a predicted model, not a curated record.